This is a messenger RNA of Rhizoctonia solani, 1035 nucleotides long. RefSeq lists its product as uncharacterized. The record is from RefSeq and is a predicted model, not a curated record. Lineage: Eukaryota; Fungi; Basidiomycota; Agaricomycetes; Cantharellales; Ceratobasidiaceae. The transcript has 5 exons. Bases 1 to 1035 code for a protein of 344 amino acids.
AUGCCGCAACGUAUCAAACUUCCCAAUCCUAUUGAUUACAUCUAUAGAGAUAAUUCCAUACUUCCAGAAAAUCACCGCCUGGAUACCGAAGAAGAAGCCGAUAUUGAGGAAGGACAAGUCCAAGUCAGAGCCUUGAACUACUUCAUAUUCGAGAAGAAUGGGAAGAUGGCAUUUCCAUAUUAUGGAGUUUCGGAUGAGUGGUGGAAAGAUGUAGUAGGAUUUGGGUUAACGAUCGCGUUGACGGGUGAUUUUAAAUACCAUGCAUGGGCUGGAGCGUGGGACGACGAUUACCUGGGCAAAAAUUGGGAAGUAAUCAUUUUGGGGGAUCUCACAGGAAUCUCAAAAGAGAAGAGUCCACAUUGGCGAGCAGGCACCGAGCACAUACUAUGGCUCGAAUCAAAUCUCGGUUAUAGCUAUGCUUUGCUCGAGCCCGUUCCAUAUUACCACCCAGCCUCCUGGGCCCGUGUCAUCGAGUCAUGGACUAAUGUCAAGCACCCCAGGCGCCGGCAAAACCCUGGCUUCACACCUUUGAUGCGCACGGACCCAAGGCCAAAAUGGUGGGAUGCUGCUGGAGAUGUGCAAUGGCACGACGGCAAUCGGACUUGGCAAAGUCCAAAAGCAGCAAAAACGUUACCAAGGCUAGCUGAGAGCAUUGUGGUCAACUCCGACUCUGGCUUGAAGAGUAGGCCAAGCUCAUCCAAGCCGCCAGUCGCUUCCGAUUUCUUUCACAGAAGGGUGAAGGUGGAAAAAAAGCGCUCAAUGGCCUUGGAGACCUUGGACACAUCUCAUAACGAGAGGGGUCCAACAAAGAGUGCCAGUCGGAAGCGCCGGGCUGCAAGUGGGUCGUCUAAUGCUGGCAGAGCUCAGAAGGCGCGCAAGGAAGAUCCCAUCUACAUAUCAUCAGAUUCGGACAAAGGAAGCUCACCUAGGUCGACAAGCUUCAAACACAGGGUCAGCAGCUCGCCUCCACCCAGCGGGAUGCCUUCUUCGCCAAUCGAUGUGGAUGCUGACGAAUUUUCAGCUUUGUGCGAUUGA